AUGCUGCCAUUGUCCACCCAACAUGAUGUGUGCUUGUCUCCAACUUCUCCAGGUGAAGAGCAAGAAGAAACUAUAACUCAAAGACCAUCUCUACAUCAGGAAGCAAUUCGUUUUAUAGGUGAAUUAGAAUGGUAUGCUUUUGCAAACAACCAAGCAGAGGUGAUGGAAACUUUAUUUGGACUACAACACGAAAUUGAAAAUGAAUAG
This is a messenger RNA of Gryllus bimaculatus (two-spotted cricket), 207 nucleotides long. The record is from the annotation of a GenBank genome assembly. NCBI's taxonomy places the organism in Eukaryota, Metazoa, Arthropoda, Insecta, Orthoptera, Gryllidae.